GCCUAAAAAAACAUUAAUACCAAUGGGAAUAAGAAUCAAUCGUCAAUUUUAAAGAAGGAGCAAUAAAUUUGUUAAAAGAAGAGAGUAAUCAAUCACCAACCUGCUCAAUCAAAUGGUUUGCGUAGCUUGCUUGUUGCCUUUGUUCUUGAUCCCCAUCGUCAACGCACUGCCUCUGCUCUUCUAUUAUUUCAAGGCCAAAGUUUAUGCGCUGUUUGGAUGGGAAUACAGGAAACCAGAGAGGGUUCCUCCAGCUUGUCCAUAUAAACCCUCUGCUAAAAAUAACAGCUCUCUCACACAGGCAGGGGCAGAAGGUGAACCUGGAUCAAAGAUGUCUGUUUCAGGAUCAGUUGAAGUAAUAGAUGGUAAGCAGGACUGACACUCGAGUUAUUGUGCGGGAAUGAACAUCAAAUAUGGACACAUCAAAGCUUCUCAAGAUAAAAAAAGAAUGUCGAGUUAUGGUUCAGUGUUAAAUGUAAAGGAAUGCUGAUGCUUAUAGAAUGGUUUCUUUAUUGAUUAUUUCUUCUUUUGUUUGUUGAAGACAAUGAUUCUGUAUUUGAAUAGACAUUGAUGUGAGGAAUUGUUGAAAUACUUGCAUUC
This is a messenger RNA of Mercurialis annua (annual mercury), 597 nucleotides long. RefSeq lists its product as uncharacterized. Bases 113 to 376 code for a protein of 87 amino acids. Lineage: Eukaryota; Viridiplantae; Streptophyta; Magnoliopsida; Malpighiales; Euphorbiaceae. The transcript is spliced from 4 exons. The record is from RefSeq and is a predicted model, not a curated record.